This is a messenger RNA of Monascus purpureus, 2343 nucleotides long. The record is from the annotation of a GenBank genome assembly. NCBI's taxonomy places the organism in Eukaryota, Fungi, Ascomycota, Eurotiomycetes, Eurotiales, Aspergillaceae.
AUGGACCAAUUCCAGUUCUUCCCAUCUUCUCCAGGAUUCAUGGCCAUCAAGCACGACCACGGUUCUUUUCACAAGGAAACAAUAUCACGGUCAGAAUCAGAUGCUAACAGAAGCAUAAAGCCUUCUCAGACGUGGACUUUUUUCAUCCCUGAGAAUGACGGGCAUAUCCCUCCAUGGAAGCAGGCAGGCUCCCAGUCUGCACCAACUGAGGACAAGGAUGAUGUACUUCUCAAAAGCAUCCCGGAGACAAACCGGAUUCAGCCUGUUCCUGAGUACAGCACCAAAGCCUAUGCCAGUUCCAACGGUACGACACCCAAAAAGGGUCCCGUUGACAGGAAUCACCACAACGUGGCGUCUGAAUCGAGGCAACCCUCGCACCGCACUGGUCGAGAGAAAACACAGUGGACAUCGCAAUCCAGCGCGUCUACCCUCGUUGACAAAAGCAAUAACAAUAGCAAUCACAGUGGCAGCAGCGAGAUCCCGGUCCCGUCCGUUUCCAUUCCAGCCUCCAGGGCUGAGUCUCGGCGGGAAUAUCAAUCUCACAUAUAUGCGCCUACAUCUGUAUCAGCGUCUGUAUAUUCAACGACGCGUUCGCCUUCGCCUGUUUCCAUUACGGAGUACAGCGAUGAUGAUUGCUUCCCGGGGCAGCGGUAUGAUCUGGACGAUAGGAUUGUAUCCGGUCAUAUGGAUGGCUUGCACACCAUCAUGACGCCAGCGACUAUUGACAAGGAGCCGGAGGAGCUGGGCCUCGGGUCCGAGACUAAGUCUCUUGAUGUGGGCAUGGAUGAAUGCUCUUCUCCGGCGGAAUUGCAGAUGCUGUGGGAGGCUGCUAAUGGGCAGCUAAUCGAGCAUUUACCGGGGACUUUAAAAUUGUGUAUGGCGAGGACCAAUUUAGGAACAUUCACAUUUGGCAACACUCGCCGUCAACCCCCAUUGCCAUUCUACACGAUGCACCGGCAUCCUAUGAACGAAAUAACCAUCACAAGAACCAAUCCCUCCAAUCCACACAAUAUCUUCCCCGUCAUAACCCUAGACAUCGAACCUCCCACCAGCACGACAGCGGGUGGUCACCACAAUUCCUUCAGCAACGACCUCGUAACACUCAUAAUUCCCCAGCUAGCCUCCAUGCUGGCCAUGGAGCAAGCAGAUGAACGAAGCAGAAGCAGAAGCAGAAACAUAAGACGCUAUCUAUCUCCCUCCACGAUGGUCCCAACGGGGGGUCUCCACGAACGACAACAAAACGCCCCGAAUGGAGCCCCUUUCCAGGAAGCCUGCCUCCUAACCCGGAACAGAGUGCAAGGGGUCUAUGAGCUGCAGAAUAAUCCGCAGCGUCGCCCUGCCUUGGUCGCGGCUGAUGGGAUCGGAAUUGCUCUUUCACCUGUUCAGUCUAGACGGCCUCGUCCGUUGAAUAUCAUUGUCUCGUCGACGGCUAGUGGCGAUCGGUAUCGGUAUCACCAUAAUUACCAUUCGCGAUAUGGCCAUCCUCCGCCGACAAUCAUAGUCACGGCGAGUCCGGGAUCUAUUGUGAAUUGCCCUUCUGUGCAGGGCGCAAAUGGUAGUAGUACUACUCUCUCGACUAUCCCCCUACCCACCGAUAUAGACGAGAGCACCACGGCAUUGGCCUCCCUGGAUCUGGGAAGUAGGACACUUUCCCUCUCUCCUGCCGUUAUUGCAGCGGCGUUUCCCUCGCCGUAUGCGAUUGAUUCCCUUAUCGCCGCUAUCCUAGCCGUGGCUGUUUCCGAUGAUGCUACCCUCCCUUUCCUGGAGGAUAUGCAGCUCCAGCUCUCCCGCCCUCAGGGCCCGAUAAUGAGCCCAAGCUCAAGCCCGAGUCUGAUACCAAGCCCGAGCUUAAGUCUUAGCCUAAGCUUGAAUUCACUCCGAGAGAACUUAUCGCAAUAUCCCCGUCCAACAACACUUAUAACAGGGAACCUGAUAACGAGUCUAGCGGAUCACGAAGAAGACAAGCAGGCCACCGAGAUGAUCGCCAGGGUGAAGACCAUGAAUAACAACAAUAAUAGUACGCAAGGAGAUAAUAGAGGGAUGAGAAGUCGAAGUUUGGGAUUUCUGUCCAAAUUCACUCGAUCUAAGAAGACGAAGACGAAGACAAAGAACGAGGGAAGAAAGGUCGCUGCGGCGCUCGAAGAUUUGGAUCUGGAAAAGUACGCUCGAUACGGCCCUGGUUCCUCGAGGGAAGGGGAGGAGUUGCCCGUCGUUACGCGGGGAUUGUUGGCCUUUCUAUUCUGGGGGUUUGAGAUGACUGUUCAUGGGUUGGCGAUGAUGGCGAGGGCGUUGGCUUGGGUAUUGGUUAGCGUGACUCGGUUUGUGACGUGUUGGAAGGUUUGA